Messenger RNA from Fusarium redolens, 1772 nucleotides. RefSeq lists its product as uncharacterized. NCBI's taxonomy places the organism in Eukaryota, Fungi, Ascomycota, Sordariomycetes, Hypocreales, Nectriaceae. The record is from RefSeq and is a predicted model, not a curated record. Gene Ontology annotation, biological process: regulation of DNA-templated transcription. Gene Ontology annotation, molecular function: zinc ion binding; DNA-binding transcription factor activity, RNA polymerase II-specific. Bases 106 to 1695 code for a protein of 529 amino acids. The transcript is spliced from 6 exons.
AUGAAGCAAAACUCCUCCCUCAUUUCACAAAAGGCCAUAACUCAUCAGCCCAUCGUCGAUCAUCUUCCCUGAGGCUUUCCCCAGAACAAGCUCAAGCCGGUCAGCAUGAGUACAAUGACAAGGACACGGAGACCCCACACUAGGAGUAAGACCGGGUGUUUGACUUGUCGAAAGCGUCGCGUGCGCUGCGAUGGUGGAAAACCAACCUGUACCCGAUGUGUAGGUGCAGGGCGGAUAUGCGAGUUUGCUGAUCCUAGCAUCCCACUUCGAGACCGCAAAGCCAUCUGUCUUCCUGGCGAACAGCAACCCUGGAUUAUAAACCAGGACGUACCUCCAGUGACUCUAAUUGCUGAUUCCCUGUUUGGGAAGUCAGUGGAGCCUUUCGACUGUUUAGGAUUGGAUAUGACUCUCCGCUCCAGAGAAUUACUUCACUAUUUUCAUCAUAGCCACGACAGUGCCGAUUUGGUACUUAGUAAAGCCUCGAGAAAUAUCUUUUCUUCUGUCGCUCAGCAUCCCGAUGCCCUGAGGGAUACCCUUCUUGUGGCAGGCCUGCACUACGCAUGGACUGUCGGUGAUCUGGAAACAUACAAAGCAACAUUCUUGUUCCACAAAGUCUCAACGAUACAAGUCUUGAACCGAUGGCUGCAGAACAUACACCAGCCAGGGUUGAUGACCUUCAUUCGACAUGUUUCAAUUCUCUGCUUCAUCGAGGCGUCGUAUGGUAACGUACGCGAUACAGAAGCUCAUAUUAAUGGCCUUAUCGACGCUGUUCACCUUCUCAGUCCAUUAGAUGAUGACUUUGGCAAUCGGGCGGAACUUGAAGAAGAGCUUGCCAAUCGCUAUCUCUUGCUCACGUAUUAUGCCUAUCAAGGCUUUAAGGCCAGGAUAUUGGGAAGCGAAUCUUUGCAGAACCUAUUCCGUCAGAACAACACCGCAGAGUUCUCCACGUUCGUGUCACAGAUUUAUCUCUGGAAGACUCAGAAUAUCGGUCAUCUCGAAAUGCGCCUCAACGCCAUGAAGCUGUUACCAUUCUUCUUCGCAGCCCUUCCCUCGUCAACACAAUUCCAUAAUAUUGACGCAUCUCCUCUCGUAGACUGUCUUAAACAUGUUACUACUUCAACGCAGACAGUCAGGGAAGACCGUUAUAAAUGCGAUCCAAGCUGGGAAUGGAUCGAGGGAUCAGACUCUCGACUUCUUUGCGCUACUAUUGGCUCCCAUUUCUCAUCUCUCUUCCACGAUGACAUGUUUUCAUCAGCACAUUCCUCUAAAUAUAGCAUUUCUUGGUCCGGUAUGUGCGCUGCCUCGAGCUUGUAUAUGCACAGCGUCCUGGAGCUCUGGAACGGUGGCGAGCCCAUGGACGCUCGUCUCUUCCGAAGAUUUCUUUCGAUUUUAAAUCGAGAUCUCAGCCAAACGUUUAGCACAUUGGGACUUAACGACUCGACGGACUUUUGGUUUUGGAGAGCGUUCUUGGGAGCGUAUAGCAUUGCUAAACAGCAAGCGCAUGGGCGUGACCCGUUUCUGGAUGACCAUCAAAGAGCUUUCGCUGGCUAUGUUGAGGCUUGGAAGAGUGUUACUAGCUUGACACUUUGGGAAGAAGCGCAUGCCUCUUUGGUGUCAACCGCAUGGCCUGCUAUUAUGAAUUAUGAGACAGGGCGAAGUGUUUGGAUAAGUGCAAUCGAGUAUACAACAAGUUAAGGAUUUAAGUUGUAGCUGCUUUAAAGCUGUACAGUAUUGUAUGACUAAAUCACAACUCAAAUUUUGUUGGAGCGGUC